Molecule: messenger RNA, 1020 nt
Organism: Melozone crissalis (California towhee)
Lineage: Eukaryota; Metazoa; Chordata; Aves; Passeriformes; Passerellidae
Product: proline-rich proteoglycan 2-like
Exons: 4
Coding region: 1-1020 (339 amino acids)
Source: RefSeq, a predicted model, not a curated record
AUGUCGACACCAGCACGUCGGGGGGCCCUGCCCCUGCGCCCCCCGGGGGAUGUGGGGGAGAACGGGGGUCGCACCCCGCUGUGGGGCCGCAUCCGGAGCCGCUGUGGGGCCGGGGAUGGCGGCGUGCACCGGGAACGCGGGGGGAUCACUGCGGAGGGCGCUGAGGGUCGCCCCCCGGAGCCCCCCGACCCGCCCGUGCCACCCCACCCCCGUUCCCAGCAGCCCCUGCUCCCAGCCCCCCCUUUUCCUCCCCGGACUACACGUCCCGUCAUGCCCGGGCUUAAAGCGGCUCUGCCGCCCCCCACCCCCGCCCCCAGCCCCGCAGCUCGGCCCUGCGACCCCCGAGGGGGUCGGUGUGGCCGCCCCCCAGCCCCCAGCCCCCCCCCACGGAUCCCCCCGCUCCCUGGGUCACCCUGGGGCCCUCCUGGCCUGCCCGGCGCUCCCAGCGUGGCGGGGCAGCGGCAGCGUGACGGCCCCCCCGGCCCUCCCCGCCUGUUCCGUACACUUUAUCCUCAGCAAACACGGCACGGCCGCGGCCCCCCGCAGCCGUCUGCCCGCGAUAAGGCCCAGGACGUGCCAGCAGUGCCCCCGUGGGAAGGGGGAGCCCCCCACGCUGGCCCCCGCUCGCCCCUCGCCUGCCCCCGGCGCUGGGAACGGCCCCGGCCCCUUCCGGCCCCCCCCCCCCCCCCGGCCCCGGGCCGGAGGCAGCUGUGCCGGGGCGCCCUGCCAAGCACCGAAACCUCGACGCCUUCCCCCCAACCCGGGGAGCUGCGACCCCCCAAGCACACCCUGCCACCCCCCACCACCCCCUUGCCCCCUGAAUUUGGGGGUACCGUGCCAAGGAGGGAGGGGGGUCCACCACAACCUGAAGAUCCCCGUGUUGUGUUUUCCUCGGCCAGCUGUGGGAAGCGGCCCCCCCUGCACAGGAAAUCCCUCCUCACGGCCAGGGCUGCCCCCGGCGGGACCCCCCCUCUCUGCCGGGGCCCCUCGCCGGCUGGGCAGCGCUGCUCGCCCGCCUAA